This is a messenger RNA of Metarhizium brunneum ARSEF 3297, 1887 nucleotides long. Its product is annotated as Repressible high-affinity phosphate permease. Gene Ontology annotation, molecular function: transmembrane transporter activity. NCBI's taxonomy places the organism in Eukaryota, Fungi, Ascomycota, Sordariomycetes, Hypocreales, Clavicipitaceae. Gene Ontology annotation, cellular component: membrane. The record is from RefSeq and is a predicted model, not a curated record. Gene Ontology annotation, biological process: transmembrane transport.
AUGCCGACAGACUUGACGCCGUCUCGGCGCAAAAACCGAGGUUUUCUUGGGUCCGACAGCUCUGCACUAUCCGCACAGGAUUCGCAGGAUCGCCACCAACUUCGAUAUGAGUUGGACCUCAACGCAUGGAACCUACGCAUUUGGGGUGUUGCGGCUUCCGGCUUUCUUACCGACUCAUACAACUUAUUUUCCACAAACGUUAUCCUUGCCUCCGUUGCUUUCGUAUAUUAUCCAGAUGGCGGACAAUGGCCCAGUCUUCUCAUCAAUCUCUUCACCUUGCUAGGGUCAGUCAUUGGACAGCUUCUUUUCGGAUUCCUCGCAGAUUACUUUGGUCGUACUCGCCUGUACGGGAUCGAAUUGGUUUUGGUUAUUGUGUCAACCAUUGGAGUUGCCACAAGCAGCCGUGGGGUUGGCGACUUGUCAUUUUUGGGACUCUUUAUUUGGUGGCGAUUUGUCAUGGGAAUUGGAAUCGGCGCCGAGUACCCAUUGAGUGCUGUGAUUACAUCCGAGUGGUCAAGUACGCAAUCCAGAGCCACUAUGCUCUCCAGUGUAUUUCUCAUGCAACCUGUUGGACAAGCUUUAGCUCAACUGGUAGGACUCUGGGUGUUGCUUGGUUUUAACAGCUCCAACAACCUUCAGGCUUUGCAGUGUGGCCUUAACACGGCGAAUGCAGAAGAGUGUCGGAGGGCCGUCGACGGCAUUUGGCGCAUUGUCAUCGGUUCGGGGGCUAUUCCUGCCCUUCUUGCCAUCAUUUUCCGAUUCUUCCUCUUUGACUGUGGCCUAUACAGUCUCGAGGUCCGCAACAAACCCGCCGUGGCUAUCAUGAACACCCAGAGAGUAUAUGGUGCGCCUGCGGGCGGCGCCCUCGGAAGCUCCUUUCAGAUGCAAAAUCAAAACGGCGUACAACCGCAACUAUCCCCUAGACCGAUGCCGAUUCAAUUCUCCAAGGAAGAUCUGUACAACUACUUCAUCAGGGAUAAAAACUGGUACUAUUUGCUAGGAACAUCUAUGACAUGGUUUGUUCUUGAUGUCAGUUUCUACGGCCUAUCUCUGGACAACAGGAGAACCUUGUCAGAUAUGUGGGCAACCAGAGCCCCUGUGCCCAUUGACGAGAAUCUUGAGUGCUGGAAUUCGUCGAUCCCUGGGGGCAAUUCAACUGUUCCGCAGUGGAAGAAGACAGGAAUUCCUGUAUGGCAAACUGACGUCUUGCACCCAUGUGCUACAAUUUAUGACGUUCUAAUUGAGCAGACAAAGCAAUAUCUUCUGACGGUCUCGCUUGCCUCCAUCGCCGGAAGCGUUUGUUUCAUUUACUUUGCAAACCGAUUGCCUCGUCGGCACUGGCUCACUGCCUCUUUUCUUAUACUGGCGAUAUUCCUGAUGAUUACUGGUGGCGUGUACUAUGGCGUCCACCGCUCAGCCGCUGCACCUGCUACAGUUGUUUUUGUCGCCAUUAACCAUUUCGUAUUUAAUUUCGGCGCAAACACAUUGACCUUUAUUAUUCCGGCUGAAAUCUUUCCAACGUGCUACCGUUGCACAUGCCACGGUAUCUCCGCGGCUUCUGGCAAACUUGGCAGCAUUGUAGCUGUUCUCGUAGUGUACGGCAUCAACUCUACCUACAAGAGCGAAACAAGACAAGGCCUCAUUUUCCUCCUUUUCGGCUCAGUAGCAGCCAUUGGCGCCGUAUUUUCGUGGCUAUAUCUUCCUGAUUCGCAGCGCGUGAUAGAAGAUGAAGGGAAGAGGUUCUUAGUGACGAAGGACCUGGAAGAAUUGGGAGAAGGGCGUGAGAGGGCGCGGCAGAAUGGCGAGUCGGUUGCGAUUCGGGAGAAGUGGGAGAAUUUGAAACGAAGACGGCCGUUGCAUCCACGCAAUGAGUCACCGGCAUCAUAA